Acanthopagrus latus (yellowfin seabream) is the source of this 3071-nucleotide messenger RNA. It is a transcript of the gene phlda1, whose product is annotated as pleckstrin homology-like domain, family A, member 1. The record is from RefSeq and is a predicted model, not a curated record. Gene Ontology annotation, biological process: positive regulation of apoptotic process. The transcript has 2 exons. Bases 216 to 677 code for a protein of 153 amino acids. NCBI's taxonomy places the organism in Eukaryota, Metazoa, Chordata, Actinopteri, Spariformes, Sparidae. Gene Ontology annotation, molecular function: phosphatidylinositol phosphate binding.
CACAAACCCCCCUCACACACUGUGACCAGCAGCCAGGCAGGCACUACAGCCAGCACCGCACACCACCGCACAGCACCGCAGUCGCAGCGGCGGCUCAUGCCUUCACCUGCUCCGGGAUAGACAGCCGUCCAUCUGUCCGCCCGCCCGUCCGUCCGUCUCCGCUCGAGCAGCCCAGCGAGGAGGAGGAAAGCCCGGUGAAAGCGUCCAGGUGGAAGAUGCUGGAAAACGGGAGGAAGGUGUUCAAGGAGGGUCUGCUGGAGAAGCGGAGCGACGGGCUGCUGCAGCUCUGGAAGAAGAAACACUGCGUCCUGACGGAGGACGGCGUGCUGCUGCUGCCGCCCAAGCAGCACGACCAGCCGCACCACCACCAGCCGCACCACGGCGGCGGGGACACGGGCAAAGUCAAGGAGCUGCACUUCGCCAACAUGAAGACGGUGGACUGCGUGGAGCGGAAGGGCAAGUACGUGUACUUCACGGUGGUCAUGACGGAGGGGAAGGAGAUCGACUUCAGGUGCCCGCAGGACGAGGGCUGGAACGCGGAGAUCACCUUGCAGAUGGUCCAGUACAAGAACCGGCAGGCGAUCCUGGCCGUCAAGUCCACCCGGCAGAAGCAGCAGCUGCUCGUCGUGCAGAUGCCCGGCCAGAAGACGGUCCGCAGCUCGCCGAACGUGGCGUGACCUGCGGCGAGUCCCGCGGACACUGGUGCGCCAUUAGCGGUUAAUUGGACACUCGGCCGGAGGACGAAUAUCGAACCGGGCUGCAUCUCCCCCCUGCCGCUUCGCCACCGAGCUCCAUCCUCCAGGAGAGCCCCUCUUCCAUGUAGUGGUUUCCACAGACCAGCGCCCCGCCCCAGUCCCCUUUUCAAUACAGAGACUUAUUUCACAAGAGACUGAUGGACAAAAAGCAUGUGAGAAGACGACUGUAUUCUACCGUGCGAUUGGGCUCAUCCCUUAUUUAUUACAUGUGUAUAUAUAUUUUCUAUAAAAGUACUCUGUUGUUGAUGAAUGUUCAGUGUGGUUGUUGACAGAGUGGAACCAGAAGUACUCGCUCGGAGGCACGCGGCCUACGCGUCACACACAAAGUCCACUGGGAAUAUGCUUACGUAGUUAUCUUAGGACGGUUGCUGUAGGUUAGUCACAUCAGUUCAUUACUGCUAAAAAUGGGUCAUCGUCCAUGUUUCCAUUUCCCAACUGAACCAAAGAAUCAUUUUUUUUUUUCAUCACGUAUCUCUCUCUUGUGCGGUGUUACAGCUCAGAAUAUACUAUACCACAACACUAUAGAUAUAUGAUGAGAUACCUGCAUGACCUGUACCUGAUUUGUUCGAUGGCUCGAUCUGUUAACACCUACAGUGCAUCUUCCUGUUUUUUUCUUGCGCAUAUCAAUCAUUUGCCAUCGUUUUUAUUUGGCUAAAGCUCUCGUGCUUUCUUGUAAGUCUUAAAUCUGAGAUGCCGGCUUGUUACCCUCAGUUUGUUUUCAGUGGUUACAGAGGAGAGCUAGUACUAACAUGCACAGUGGAGAUUUUUUGUUUUGUUAUAUUGACAAUUUUACAGAGGCAGAGCUGCUCUAAAGACAAUUUAUGUGGUUGCAUUAAAUCUCAGCCGGUGGGGACGAAUUAACACAGUUUUACCGGCGCGGUAUGUGCAGUCUGAAACUGAAGCCUGGAGGAAACAACUUUAAAUUGAUAACCGACAAGAAAUGGGGAAAACACUUUGACAUUUGAAAUUCAGAGACACUUCCUCAGUGUUUUUAAACAUCUCGGUAGCCACUUAGCAGCGUCGCUCUGUCUUCUUUUAUCUACUUUUGAGACAGGAUGAUGGUGCAAACCGGUUUCUGUUGCCAUGUAAGUGGCUGUGCUAACUAGCUUGAUAUUCUUUCUAUGUCAGAUAGCAAGCUAGUUCACAACAAGAGAUCUAUCCACUGGUGAUGCUUGUCAGAAACUAGCACCAGCGCCAUAAUUACUGAUGCCCUAUGGUCGUUUCAUGGAUUAGAAGCGUAAGCUAAUUUAGCUAAGCGAUGAAUCUAGCGUCAGAAGUCUUCACUCCAAAAAGUCACCAACACAGAUAUUCGUGAAUGAACGAUACGUCGUGCCAAUGCUGGAAUAUGGUGGAUUAUGCCUGCUCCCAACAAGCUAACAUGUUAGCAUUUAGCUCACCGGCUACUGUAGUUUGCCUGCGAGUAGCCUUCAUCAUCGGGCUCACACGUUCUGGGCCUCCAUUAGCGCUGGAUAACAAGUCGCCAAAUUACGCUUCAUUCAUGACCUUAUUUUGCACGGACACCGUUGCCGCAUCCUGAGCUUAACGGCGUCGAAGACUAAUGCGGUUGGUUCAAAAAACUACAAACGAGCAAGGGCGUCCCGCGCCCCCCAUACCAAGAUGAGAGUUGUUGCGACAAGGCUAUGUAGUUUUGUGUACUAAACCAAACAUAGCAUUAGCUAGUUAGCUGGCUGCUCACUUUCCAAUAUCCUAUCACAAAAAUUGGUUUCAAGUUUGCCGGCUAGCUAAAUUAAGCUAAAACAGCCUUGUCUGUCUGUGUAGCAGCUCUGCCUCUGAGAGAUGUUCAGACAACCUUUUCUCUAAUCUGCAGCUUUUAGACUGCGAGGCAUGAAAUGAUUUUCGUGAGAAGGGACUGAACAGUGUGAAUGUUGUGUAACUUCUAACGGUGACAGGUAAUGGCCUCAGAGAUUGCCUCAGCGUUGUUUUGUCAUGAUGGUGGGGGGGAUGUCGCGUUGUUGGGGGAAACAUUUUAUUUCACUACGGCUCAUGUCGUUUCCUGUUUGGGAAGUGUUUCCCCACCAGCUUCCCCCCACUCUCUCUGUCUCUCUCGCCAGCGUAUUGGCGCCAAACCGACACAUGCCUCCGUGUUGUUGUCAUCUCCCACACAGGGUAAUGGCUCUGCCCUUUAUCUAAUGUGACUGGUGUGAUGCUUCUCUGACAUGCCUUCCCGUUGCCAUCAUUACGCACAAAGUAAUAGCUGUGCCCCUUUUUAAUCCACUGUCCAAUUUCUUAUUUCAACGUGAGAUCUAUUUUCAUACCUCGAAAAGAUACAUUCCAUUAAAAAAAAAAAAAAAAACA